AUGACCAAUCAUUUGUGGGCAAAAUUUGUGACUACUUUAGAGUCUAAAGGCGUUUCUUUUCAACACGUGCAGCAUGCAUCCGAUAGACGUGCGGUUAUUAUUGCCGCAGGCUUUACAGACCCUAUUAGUAUAGCCAUAUUAGAAACAGAAUGGAUGAAACGAAGUGGAAAUAGUGGGAGUUCAUCAUCGGCUCUCGACGAUACUGCAGUAAUGACAGGAUCAUCUACAGGAAUCACAUCUAAAUCUAAAUCUAAAUCUACUACUACUACUACUAGUAAUAUUAAUAGUGAGUCUGUGAACCUCAACACAUCGCAUAUUCAGUUUUCUGACUCUACAAAAUUAGAAGAUGUACCUGAAGAAAUUCAGGAUCGUGUAGUGACAACAGAAGUAUUAGCCGCUAUUGUUGGACAUGGUGGUUCACUCUUGCAAGCUUCACGAGAUGGUUUUGUUGUCUCCCGUUAUGUACCUGUCUCUAUGCGUAGUUUAUGCAAAACUAUUCUUCCUGUAGCCGAUGCCUUUAUUGCCCUUCGAAAAGUAGAAAGAGCCGAAUAUAUGGGGAAGAGUCUUGUGGCCAUGGCCCUUGGGGAAGUGGUGUCGGAAGUAUGUACAAGCUUUGCACAUGAAAUUGCCAAUUUACAGCGAUGGGCACAAAAUAAAGCGAUGCCACUUAUGGGAGUUGUCUCUGAAGUAUUACGUGCAGGACAUCACAUUGUACGUCUACGGCAGGUAUUACCAACAGAUGCGAUAUUAGAAGAAGAAGGAACUCUUUCUAUGGUGGGUUGGCGACUCCUUAAUCAUAUUCACGAACAGGCAGAAAAAUAUUCUGGUAGUAGAGAAGAUGAUGAAUUACUAUUAUUAUUACUUCGUCGGGCAUCCGCACCAUAUUUACGUGUUUUACAUAGAUGGAUGCAUGAAGGAUUAUUAGAAGAUCCGUAUGGAGAAUUUUUUAUCUCAGAAUCACGUCCACCCACUAAUGCAACAACAGCUACAACUACUACUACCGCUACUAUUACUACCACAGCAAUAACAACUAGUAGUAUUAAAAGUGUGGUAACUCGUAUUUUUCCUUCUUCUGGUGGAACUGAUGAUUAUGGUGAAGCAUCAGUAGAGGAUGCCGCUGCGUUUGAAAGACGUUUCUCAAUGAAUAAAAAUAUGAUUCCAAAUUUUCUUCUUUCAAAUUCAAAAAUUGCAAAAAUGGUUUUUUACGCUGGAAAGUAUUGUUGUUUAUUACGUGAAUAUAAUGGUACACUUCCUGCAUUUGGAAAUGUGGCUGAAAAUUUACUUGUUUGGACUGGUGCUGAUAAACUUCAGCGUAUGAUUGAAGAAUCAUAUGAAAUUGCUAGUGGUGAAGUAUUACAAUUAUUUCUUGGACCACAAGUAGAUUUACUUGGACAUUUAUCAUCUUUAAAAAGUUAUUUUCUUCAGCAACGUGGAGAUUGGUUGGUUGACUUUCUGGAUAGUGCAGAGGAACUUCUCGUUAAGUCUCCUGUUCAGGUAAAGGUCCAUUCCGUUCGUGUACUACUUCAAGCAGCUAUAGCUAGAUGUUGUGGAACAGAUCCAUAUCAUACUUCUAUUGGAUGUAGUUUUUCUGAUACUUCUAUUGAGCAAUAUGUAAAUGGUUCUUUUGAUCAACAAACAGAUGAGUCUGCUCCACGUGGUUCUUGUGGAAGAAAAAGUGGAAUGCGUGUAGAAACACAUCGUUGUAUUGAACUAUUACAAUUAGAAGCCGAUCUUAAAUGGCCACUUACUAUGGUUCUUGACCCUCUUAUUCUCCAACGUUUUAACGUUAUAUUUCGUCUCUUCACAUGGCUAAAGACCUGUGAGCGUAGUCUCACUACCGCAUGGCGAGAAGGGGAUGAACCCGAUUUUCAUUACCCAUCACAGGCUUACAGUAUUAAACACCAAUUAAUUCAAUUUAUUCGUCAAUUUCAAUUCUACGCAGCUCAUUUUGUAGUGGAACCAUUAUGGGGCCGUAUGAUUGGACGUAUUGGACAGGCUGAUAGUGUCUUUGCGGUUACAAGUGCCUUGCAGGACUUUUUCCAAGGCGUUGAACUCGGCCUUGUGCUUGCGAGUGCCCAUCGAUUUCGUAGUCUCUCUCGCAUUUUAGAGAUUUCUCGCAGUUUUUGUGAAUUAGGAAGACGCGAUGUGAUGUCCCGUCUCUCAACAGCACAAGUUCACACAACAUUGCGUAGUAUUGAGGAGAAAUUCUUAAAAGCACUUUCAGAACUCGCAUCACCCGUCGGCGCUGAUUAUCCCCAACUCAUUCCACUUCUUACAUGGAUGGAUUUUAGUGGUUUUUAUGAUCGUAAUGGUGUAUACCGAGUCUUAUAUGCGGCAGGGGCGAGCACAGAAACACUUUCCUCUAAUGGUACGGAAAGACGUCGAAACUAG
Molecule: messenger RNA, 2391 nt
Organism: Trypanosoma theileri
Lineage: Eukaryota; Euglenozoa; Kinetoplastea; Trypanosomatida; Trypanosomatidae
Product: gamma-tubulin complex subunit
Exons: 1
Coding region: 1-2391 (796 amino acids)
Biological process (GO): meiotic cell cycle; spindle assembly; microtubule nucleation
Cellular component (GO): equatorial microtubule organizing center; gamma-tubulin small complex; spindle pole
Molecular function (GO): gamma-tubulin binding; microtubule minus-end binding
Source: RefSeq, a predicted model, not a curated record